CAUCUAACUACCUUCCAGGAAUCAUGAACUCCCUGGCAGUUCUCUCGCUUCUGCUGUGCAUCGGAUAUGGUGCUGCAGCUUCGUGCUCCGAUCUAGGAGGGAGUUGUAGAAGAAGUUGCUAUAGUAACGAGCGCAGUGACACAAGCGCGUCUGGUUGUAGAAGUACCAGGGUUUGCUGCGUUGCUGGUGCGGAACCAACAGACUCUCCAGCCGGUGAGUGUGGUCGUGCAGGCCCCGCCCUGCAAAUUGUUGGGGGUGACGAGUCUGUCGCACAUAAGUGGCCUUGGCAGGUAUCUCUGCAAACAACCAGCGAUUAUCAUUUUUGCGGUGGGACCUUAAUCAGUAAUCAAUGGGUCCUCACAGCUGCACAUUGUGUUGAACGAUCAAGACCAAGCUCUGUUCAGAUAGUGCUGGGGGAGCAUCACCAAGCAGAAGAUUCCGGUAUUGAAGUCAAGAUGAGUGUUUCCAAGAUCAUCGAACAUCCACAAUAUAAUGGAAAUGGCGCAGGGUUCCCGAAUGAUAUAGCUUUGCUGAAAUUAAGUGAGGCCGUCAGCUACAGCAGUGAAAUCCAGCCCGCCUGUCUGCCAGCUAGUACUGAUGACUUCCUUGGAAAUAAUGACUGCUGGAUCACUGGCUGGGGCUUGACUCAAGGAACCGGCGACGACCAAGUUCUAAAUGAACUGAACAUAAAGGUCCUUUCUAACGAUGAAUGUGAGAGUAAAUGGGGUUCAUCGUAUAUUAACUCCGGACACAUUUGCCUUGGGAACGGAGUUGCCGGUGCUUGCAACGGCGACUCUGGCGGCCCUCUGAGCUGCAAGGUGGGCCAGCGUUACGUAGUGGCGGGGGCGACCUCUUGGGGGAUAUCUGGCUGUAAGACUGAGGGUUACCCCAGCGUCUACACGCGCACAUCCCAAUUCGUGGACUGGAUACGUACCACCAUGAACAGCAACUGAAAGCCCCAUGCGACGUCCAGACGUUCCUCAAAGCAGAUUGAUAACCUUGGACUGUUUAAGAUUUUCUUCUACAAUGUUGUACUUGAUCCCAGUUCAUAAUAA
Molecule: messenger RNA, 1055 nt
Organism: Lingula anatina
Lineage: Eukaryota; Metazoa; Brachiopoda; Lingulata; Lingulida; Lingulidae
Product: chymotrypsinogen A
Biological process (GO): proteolysis
Molecular function (GO): serine-type endopeptidase activity
Source: RefSeq, a predicted model, not a curated record